This is a messenger RNA of Rhodamnia argentea, 708 nucleotides long. Its product is annotated as histone H2B-like. Gene Ontology annotation, biological process: nucleosome assembly. The coding region runs from base 49 to 480 and encodes 143 amino acids. The transcript is spliced from 2 exons. Gene Ontology annotation, molecular function: DNA binding; structural constituent of chromatin; protein heterodimerization activity. The record is from RefSeq and is a predicted model, not a curated record. Gene Ontology annotation, cellular component: nucleosome. Lineage: Eukaryota; Viridiplantae; Streptophyta; Magnoliopsida; Myrtales; Myrtaceae.
CUCCCCUUUCUCUCUUUCUCUGUCAGUUUCUCUCUAGUGGGAUUAGCGAUGGCGCCGAAGGCUGAGAAGAAGCCAGCCGAGAAGAAGCCGGCCGACGACAAGAAGGCCGAGAAGGCCCCCGCCGAGAAGAAGCCGCGGGCCGAGAAGAAGCUGCCGAAGGAGGCCGGGUCGGCGGACAAGAAGAAGAAGAGGGCGAAGAGGAGCGUGGAGACGUACAAGAUCUACAUUUUCAAGGUGCUCAAGCAGGUCCACCCGGACAUUGGCAUCUCCAGCAAGGCUAUGGGCAUCAUGAACAGCUUCAUCAACGACAUCUUCGAGAAGCUCGCCCAGGAGGCCGCGCGACUCGCCCGCUACAACAAGAAGCCGACCAUCACCUCCCGGGAGAUCCAGACGGCCGUACGUCUCGUCCUGCCCGGCGAGCUGGCCAAGCACGCUGUCUCCGAGGGCACCAAGGCCGUCACCAAAUUCACUAGCUCUUAGGUUUUUCAGUGGGGGGAGGAGAUCGGGAGUUUUCCUCCUUUGCGUGGUGGGAGGUGGAUUAGGGUUUCGAUGCGAGAUGUAAAGGCUAUGGUAGGUGGUAGUUUGGUUAGGGGUCGUCUCUGUGCAUUUUCUCUUUGGAUUUUGUGAAUUUUUUCUCUCCAGCGAAAUCAGAUAGAAUCUUCGUUGCAAUUGCCAAAGUUGGAAACUUGUCUUUGUUUUCACCUUGAA